Messenger RNA from Sodiomyces alkalinus F11, 2630 nucleotides. RefSeq lists its product as hypothetical. The record is from RefSeq and is a predicted model, not a curated record. The transcript has a single exon. The coding region runs from base 460 to 2430 and encodes 656 amino acids. Lineage: Eukaryota; Fungi; Ascomycota; Sordariomycetes; Glomerellales; Plectosphaerellaceae.
GUACGGAAUAGCAACUUGUGCUCACUUUCAUGUCACCUGGCCAUCCCGAUCGACCAUCUAAAAAGAUUCGUAUUCAGAACAUCCAACUCAUCAUUCUAUAUUCGAUAUUCGAUCUUCUCGCGAAAUCUCCCUCUCCCUGGCCUUGCGUUUUACAUUCUCUUCAUAUCCUGGUCUACGAGGAGACUUGGUCGCACCUGCCACACCUACCUUAGAUGGGAAUCCAAGAGUGGUAUAAGUAUAAGCGUUUCUGUAGCUAACGAGCUGCUACCUCGGAAUCAGACACGUCACAAAUCCAGCAGCUACUUCCUACCUUACCUUACCUUACAGAGAGUACCUUUCGGAUAUUCGCAACUUCUAGGUUGUACGUACCUACGCUGGGCCUCCAUCUCGCCCCUUGCAAGUCUCAUCCUUGCAGUUCCAACCUUCUUCUCCCUCGCAGUGCCAUUUUCGACCCAAGAAAUGCCGGCCUCCAGAGCAUCGGCCUUUCUCGAGCGAUUAAUUCCUCAAGAUAGCGCAUCGUUACUUCCACUCCAUCACAAGAGGAGAACAUCCGACGAUUACAAUCUCCAAGAGCUUUCCCCAACCACCGAGGAGACACUGCUAUCGAAGAACCCCAUCAUGCGCUGGGGGCGAGAGUCCCGACGUUCUCUAUCCCCCAAAGAUCCCUGGUCAGAAAAUGCGAGCUCCGUCGGCUCAGAUUCCAAGCGAAAACCCCGUCCCGUGUUCGACGGACCCCCGCCUCCAGUCGCUGCUUCAGUCAUGAUGUCCCGCAAUUCUAGUCCGUCGUCCCACACAGCCUUCAAGGACCGGAGGGCUAGCAAGGGGGCCAGCGUCAAGCUGAGCCAAGCGGGCUCACGGAGUGUCCGCUUCCAAAGCACACCGCCCUUGCAAAGCGUCGCAUCGUCGGAUUCUGUUUGGGGGUUGUUGCAGCGGCGGGAGAAGGCCAUCGGGAAGGAGCUACAGACUCUGCUCGACAUGCAAGCCUCAGGACUGGUGGCCGGAAGUUCCGUGACUCCUUUUCCGUCUUCUGCUACGAGCGAACGCGAACAUUUCAGCGACGAUGACGGAAGCAGCACGCCCACUGCCACCUUCUACUCUACGGUGACGUCCAAAUCGCGCAUGAUGGCCUCUCUGGACCUCCCCGACCGUGCCACGCCUCGUGGAGACAUUAUCCCCGUCCGACAGCCCAAACCAUCCAAGUCGACCGGACUCCGAGAGGCACGCGCCGGUCUCCGCAAGUCCAUGAUGGCGCUGGAAAACCUCAAAGCGGAAGAAGACGCCUGCGUUGACGCAGCUUUGUCGGAACGCAAAGAGGCCCUUGGCCGCCUGCAGGAUUUGGCCACGCGGCGGGAAGCCCUGUCAGAUGAGCUGCGCCUGCUGGCCGAGGACGGGGAGGAGCUUCUUGCGACGGAACUCAGAGAGCUCAAGUCCCAACACACUUCACUCGACAGCGAAAUCCGUGAGCUCGAGGAAAGGCUCGUCGGGAUGCGGAAUCGCCGGAGAUGGUUGCAGCGCAGGAUGGACGAUGUGAGAAACCGCCGCGAGGCCGGGCUCAGCGGUUAUCGCGGCGCGCUCAAGGAGGUGGAGGGCGAAGUGGCGUCCUUGAUGCGCCGGCCGCCCGUUGAACCUCUCGAUGUUGAUAUUCUCGUCAACGGAUUGGCGGGUGACCCCGACGGCCACUUUGAUCCGGACAACCUUCCCAACGGGGCCGAGUUCCUUCAGCUCAUACCGGAACGGAGAACCGUGGAGAUGGCGGCGGAGUGGUGGCAGGGCGAAGUGGGACUGCUCGAGGCCCGCAAGAAGCAAGUCGAAAAGGAACGGGAAGCGUUAGCAGACGGGCUCAAGCUCUGGCGGGACUGCACGACUCUUGUCACCACUUUCGAAUCCGAGCUGCGCAAACUUAUGAAAGGCGAAGUUUCCGGCAAGGGUAAAGGAAAGGCGCCGUCACUCGAAGAGGCGAUGCGCUCCCAGCUGUCAAGCAUGGGGGAGGCGAUAGCCAAACUUGAAAGUUAUACGGAGAAAGCUGAGGCGAACAAUUGGAAUCUUCUCAUAUGCGCCAUCGGGGCCGAAUUGGAGGCCUUCCAAGAGGCGGAAAGGAUGCUCCGCCAGGCGGUCGAGAGUGUAACGGAAGCGAACACGACAUUGCGAGAGCCAUUGAUUGCGCAUGCGGACGAAGACGUGUUUUCUGCUGACCCGAAUGCACGCCUACAGAAGACCGAGGAACCGACGGAAGAAAGCGACAACGAGGUUCCUCCGGGUCUGCUAGUGGCUCAAGGGGAUGAGGAUCUCAACGGUAGCAGGGGCCGCUCUCUCUAUGAAGAAAAAAAAGUCAUUCGGCAUCCGCCUUUUAACAGGGAAGAGAGCGAUAGCGAUAUGCCACCACCGGAGUUCUUGGCAGAGCACGAUCCGGAAGAAGAUGAAGGACGUUGAUGCGGGCUAAAUCAGGAUGUCUGGGGUGGACCUUGUUUUUCGUAAACUUCCAAUGGUGUAUAUUAUGUCGAUACCAUUCUUUUUCCUUUUUCUUCUUCUUUCUUUUGAAUGUCCUUUUUCCAACCGGGGCUCGCAGAGCAGGCAUAGCAGUUCAUUAUUGCUCUAUUUCGAAAAUACCUAAUGCAGAGUAGUAUUUACUC